AUGGCAGGCGUCAGACUCCAAUACCGUCGUCGAAACCCUUACAACACCAGCUCCAACAAUACCCGGGUGAUCAAGACUCCCGGCGGCAAGCUCAGACUCCUACAUAUCAAGAAGCGAGGCACUGCCCCCAAAUGCGGUGACUGCGGUGUGAAACUCCCAGGUGUUCCCGCCCUUCGACCUAGACAAUACGCGACGACCAGCCGGCCACAGAAGACCGUGCAACGCGCAUACGGUGGUUCGAGAUGCGGCAACUGCGUGCGGGAUCGGAUCGUUCGUGCAUUCCUGAUUGAGGAGCAGAAGAUUGUGAAGAAGGUGCUCAAGGAGACUGAGGAUAAGAAGAGGGGAAAGAAAUGA
Messenger RNA from Cladophialophora yegresii CBS 114405, 354 nucleotides. Its product is annotated as 60S ribosomal protein L34-B. The record is from RefSeq and is a predicted model, not a curated record. Gene Ontology annotation, molecular function: structural constituent of ribosome. The transcript has 3 exons. Bases 1 to 354 code for a protein of 117 amino acids. Gene Ontology annotation, cellular component: ribosome. Gene Ontology annotation, biological process: translation. NCBI's taxonomy places the organism in Eukaryota, Fungi, Ascomycota, Eurotiomycetes, Chaetothyriales, Herpotrichiellaceae.